AUGGCCUCCGUGAACGUGAUCACCGACAGCCGCCUCUUCACCAGCGAGCCCGACCCUCGCUGGUUUGGAAAUCCACGAAAUCCGUCAGAUGCUCAGGCUCAAGGCUGGACAAACCAGAACUGGCUGAAGUCGAGAUUCCACUUCAACUUUGCAGAGUACCACGAUGGGCCCAGCAACUUUGGUGUCCUGCGGGUGAUGAACGAUGACCUGGUGCAGGGCGAGCGAGGAUUUGGUGAACACCCGCAUCGGGACAUGGAGAUCAUGACCUUCAUUGUGGACGGAGAGCUUACGCACAAGGACUCCAAAGGCAACGAGGAGACUUUGGGCCGUGGUGCGAUUCAGUUCAUGACGUCUGGGACAGGAAUCUCCCACUCCGAGCACAACUUGGCCAAGAAGCCCCUGCGGUUCAUUCAGUGCUGGGUCGUGCCCCGCAAGCGUGGCCUGAAGCCCAACUACGGCUCUAGCCUUGGUGGCCCGGAAGCAGCUGCAGACCGUAGAGACAAGUGGGCACAUAUGGUCUCCGACGAGAUGUCCUCCGUUGCGACGCAGAUCAACAUCCACCAAGACUGCAACGUCUUUUGCACAGAGAUCUCGCCCGGCAAGACCUCACCGAUCCUCAGUAUCGCUGCCGGCCGGCAGGCCUACAUGCUUUGCGUGGAGGGGGAGUUGCGAUGCCAGAAGCACAGCCUGCAACGCCACGAUGCAGCAGAAUUGAAGGGACCACUGGACCUGGAACUCACCGCAGGGCCCUUGGGAGCUCUGGUUCUGCUUUUCGAGAUGGCGCACACCCGAGAUUGCCGUGGAAGCUUCUGA
This is a messenger RNA of Symbiodinium sp. CCMP2456, 813 nucleotides long. NCBI's taxonomy places the organism in Eukaryota, Dinophyceae, Suessiales, Symbiodiniaceae. The record is from the annotation of a GenBank genome assembly.